Molecule: messenger RNA, 3516 nt
Organism: Pseudozyma flocculosa PF-1
Lineage: Eukaryota; Fungi; Basidiomycota; Ustilaginomycetes; Ustilaginales; Ustilaginaceae
Exons: 3
Coding region: 1-3516 (1171 amino acids)
Biological process (GO): regulation of transcription by RNA polymerase II
Cellular component (GO): nucleus
Molecular function (GO): RNA polymerase II cis-regulatory region sequence-specific DNA binding; DNA-binding transcription factor activity, RNA polymerase II-specific
Source: RefSeq, a predicted model, not a curated record
AUGGCCGGUGUGGCAUUUCAGCAGGCCUUCAGCCCCGAAGCAUCGAGCUUCAGCCUCGCCAGAUCGAUUGACCUCCCCUUGCUCACCGAGCGUCGCAAGCGCAAAGCUCAGCUCGAGCCUGCCGCUAUGCGACCCGCCAUCGUCACCCGGGCCGCAUUCCAGCGCGCCACCUCUCGCCGAACCGCCGAGGUCACCUCGCCAACGGGCUCCUCUCACGACCGUACCCUCGGCGACGUUUCGCACGCUGCGCACGGCAGCUAUGCCUCGUCCGCAUCGCUGCCACCAUCAGCAUCGACACCGUCGUCGUCGUCGUCGUCGUCGUCGGGGAAUUCUCUGGACACAGCGGAACCAGUCCGAUCGUGGACCGCCCCACAACCGACCUCUGCAGAGCCUGGCAGCAUAGACAUGUCGCUCGACGACUGGAACGUCCUUCCAAGCUUCCACGCCACCUUUUCUCACCUCGCCUCAUCGGCGAGCGCAGACUCAACGGCAGCGACGGCAACAGCAGGAUCGUCCGACGAGCUCGACCCGCGGCUGGAGGAGGGACAACGUGAUGACGCCGUCGCCAUCGCCCCCACGCCAGAAGAUGGCAUCGACGCCGCCGACCAGGCGCGUCAAGGCACCGCCUUUAAAAAGAUCAAGCUGGCCAAGUCGUCGGCGCCCAAAAAGACUGGUCGGAAGCCGCGUGUGCGCGAUCCCGACUACCUCCCUCCGUCGAAGCGGCCUGGCGUCUCGCACGCCAAGAAAAAGGGCCCGGACCACGUCAAGCGGCCCCGCAACGCCUUUAUCCUCUUCCGCAGCCACUUUGUCUCUGAAAAGGUGAUCCCGAAGGAGGUCGAGAGCGACCACCGCAACAUCAGCCGCAUCGUCUCCGAGGUGUGGAAGAACACCCCGGAAGAGGAAAAGAGCUACUGGCACGACCUGGCCGAGAAGGAGCGCGCCGAGCACCAGCGCCUCUACCCGGACUACACGUACAAGCCCCAGACGCGCAAGGCCGAGCCGCGCAAGCGCAACCUCAAGCAGCUCCCCAACGCCGAGGAGCAGUGCAAGGAGAUUGCCAACAUGAUCCUCAGCAGCUCCGGGGGUCGCCUGACGCCUGCCGAGGCCAGCACGUCCCGGGAGCCCGGCUCGGCCAUGACGGCCGAGCAGAGGGCGGCCGCGGCGUCCGAGCGCAAGGCGCGCGCAGAGGAGCGCAGGCGCAAGACGGCAGCCGCCAAGGUGCGCCCGAAGAAGGUCAAGGCUGCCAAGGCGGUCGAUCAAGCCGCAAAGGCUGUCCACAUCGAGCCGGUUCACCUGAUGCCUGCCCACAACUACUCGGCCAUCGGCUCGGCUUCGACGUCGAGGGACAUCGCGCCGGCCCUACAGACGGGCGAAGCCGCCGCCACGCCCACGAUCACGGCCACGGCCACGGCCACCGCCGCCUCGGCGGCCGCCUGCAAUUUGCGACUCGGACGACGCGCGUCUUCGCUUCCGCCCGAGGGAUUCCAGAGCCUCGAUCUGGCCAACCUGACCGCCGCGACACCUGCCGGGCUGCCCGACCAGCCUUCCCUCGAAACCAUGCAUUCGAUGUCGAGGCACGUCGAUCUGUCCCACGGCUGGCGCGACCCCCUGCUGGACAGCAACGACGACCAAGCCGAGGACCCGGCCGAUGCCGGCUCGACGGAGUCGAAGCGCAGGCCCCGACCGGCUCCCUUUCAGCUUCACCGAUCCCACUUUGGCGCCUUUGACGACCAGGUGCUGCCCUCGGCCACGUUUGGCGGUUUCUCGCUGCACCGCGAGCAGCUUGACCGGAUGGCCGCGACGCGCCCGCGCACCGCCAUGCCCUCGACGCCCAACACGGCCAACCUGCUGGGCGAGUAUUCGCACUGGAACAUGUUCACCGACCCCACCCUCGUCUCGCCCAUGUUUGUCUCGGCGCCUCGACGUACCAGCUUUGCCACUGCGUUUGGCAGCGUCUCGGUCGCACCCACGCCCGUCGCAGCCGUGUCUGGCCAAGCGGGCACGGCCACUGCACCGAGCGAAGAGGUGCCGUACCCUCUCGACUCCGCCGACCUCUUUCACAGUGCCACCGAGGCGGCUGUCCACUCGCUGCACGCCGACGGCCUGCUCCGAGGCUUUGAGCCGGUGUGCCACGAGCAGUCUCGCGCUCAGCCCGCCCCUCCCGCUCCUUCUCAUCACCACCAGCGUCACCAUCACCAGUCGCAGCUCUCCCAGGGACACGAGGACGGCGAUGCCUUCGAUGGCAGCAUCGGUACGGUGCAGGACGGCCGCCACCGAAGGAGCAGCGCACGAGAGCGAGAGGGUCGAGUCGACUUCGCCGCCCAGGACGAAGAGUCGGUCUUCCAGUUCAGCCUGCCGAGCAUCGCCGAGAUGGGACCAGCAAAGGCGCGACCGACGCGCCAGAGCUUCUCGAGCAGCACACUGGGCGCAGCUGCCCGCGACUGGAUCUCGUCGAUCGGCAAAAAGGCGCCCGGCCAGCGCGGAGUCGCCGACGACCGCCACCAGGUCGACGAUCCGCGCUCCCUUCGCCACAUGGGCCUGGGCCAUCGACGAUCCAGCUCUCGCUCCAUGUACGAGGAGAGCCGCGACGAGGUGCGGGACGGACCACGGGAGGCCAAGAUUCUUGGUCGCCCGAGUGCCCUCUACCAGUCGAACCCUGCUCAUCCGCACGUCGAGGAGCAAGGAUCGUCGCUCCAGCAUCCGAACCAGCAUCAGCCACAACCUCACCACCAUCAGCAGCAGCACCAUGCUGAGCAGCAGCAGCAGCAGCAGCAGCAACAGCAGCAGCAGGUGCAGCACCAGCCGAGGACGACGGCGCACCGGUACUCGGUGCAGCAGCAGUCGCCACUGUCGAUGUCGAUGUCGGAUAGCAUCGACAUGCCUCCUCCUCUGUCGGCUGCAUCGGCCGCGGGCCUUUUCAAGCACGGCUCGUACCUUGAGCCGAUGCCGACGCGGUCCAGGAGCUCGACGAUGCUCCGCGAGCACCUCGAAUUUCCCAGCCCUGGAGGCAAUAUGGACGGCUACGCCUGCUCAGCGAUGCACGCGAUGCGCAGCGGCGGCGGCGGCGGCGGCAGUCAUGUUGGCGACGCCUACCACCUCCAGCACCAGGGCUACCUGCCGCCGCCGAGGUUUGACGGGCCCAUCAACGUGUCGACGCCAGUCGAAGUGAGGACGAUGAUGAGCUUCAGCGAUCUCAUGGAGCGCGAGCCCAUCUCGGCCAGCGUCUAUGGCGAAUCGGAAGCGGAGCGCGACGUCGAGCUCUCGCGAGGACGCGAGGUGGCCUUCGCCGACGACCACCACGAGCACGCAGACGCGCGCCACCAUCACCAUCAUCACCAUCACCACCACCACGACCACCAGCACCAGCAGGACGGUUUCGAGCAUCACCAUCCGAGCUACCCUGCCGCCGAGGCGCGAGGCCUGGAGUCCGGAGCCGAGGGUCAGGUCGGCCCGCCGCACCUGACGCCGAUGCAGAUGAUCAUGUUGGGCUACCAAGACGACCACCAGGACGCAUGA